GAGUGUGAACUUCCCGCGAAUAGCCAACCUUCAAGAAUACCAAACCCCAAUCUCUCUCUCUCUGUCUCUCUCUCUAUAUCUCUCUCUCUCUCUGUCUCUCUCUGUCUCUCUCUAAAUUGCAGAUGGGAAGAGUCAGAAACAAUCCUUUUCCUUCUCUCCCAAACUUCCUCACCCCAUCUUCUUCCAUCUUCCACCUUCAAUCCUCCAAAUCACUUCCCAAGAAAAGCAUCCUUCUUCUGCCAUACCUCCCCAUAUAUGUCCCAUCCAAUAAAAAACCAAACCCCUCUCACUUUUUACCCGCCAAAUCACUUCCUCAAUUUCUAUCUGAUUUCACUUCAUUUACUUCGGUUUUCACCCAAAAAUGGCCUCGGAACAAACCCCAAUUGUAGAAUCUUCGGUGACCCUUUCGACCUACUCCAAGAGGGUAAUCUUGAAAACCCUAAUGGGUCGUGGCGAUGGCGGGUUGGGGUGGGUUGGUGAGAGAAUUGUGAUUGGAGGAUGGGUUAAGUCCUCUAAGGAGGAGAGGAAAGAGCCUGCCGUGGCAACGUUGGAUGUGAGUGGUGGUGGGAUUGGAGGGCCAACAAAUGUGGAUUGUGUGGAAGUUCUUCAAUCUCGAAUACCCCUUUUUUUUAGCUCAAUCAUGAAGGUUUUGGGGGGGAGAAAUUACCCAAUUCACAAAAAACCGGACUCAGUCACUCCUCAGCCGCCGCCACCCUCCACUGCAAUCUUGCAAAUUAGUGAUGGUUCAUGUGUUGCAAGUCUUCAGGUUAUUGUGGACUCAUCUAUAGAAUCUCCUAACGAAGUCAUUCCUACUGGGACUUGUAUAUUAGUAGAAGGAAUAUUGCAGCAGACAUUGAUGCAGGGAAAACAUGUUAUUGAGCUCAAAGCCGAGAAAAUUACGCACAUUGGGACAGUUGAGCAGGACAAGUAUCCAUUAUCGAAGAAACGUUUGCCUUUGGAGAUGUUAAGGGAUUGUUCUCACUUCAGACCUCGAACAACAACGGUGGCAUGUAUUAUGCGAAUCCGUAAUACCAUGACUCAAGCAACUCAUACCUUCUUCCAAAACCACGGUUUCCUUUAUGUGCAAGUGCCCAUUAUCACGAGCAUCGACAGUGAAGGAUUCAGCGAGAAGUUCCAAGUUACAACUCUUUUUGGUGAAGAAACGAAAUGGGAGCGAAAUGCCAUGGACGAAACUGCAGGUGUUAGCCUUGAGGUAGUCAAGGCUUCCAUUGAGGAGAAAAGGAAACAAGUUGAAGAGCUCAAGAGAAGUGAGAGCAAUAAGGAAGCACUGGUUGCUGCACUUCAGGACCUCAGUAGAACGAAUGAGCUCGCGUUACAGUUGGAAGCAAGAGAAAAAUCGAAGCCUGGAGCUUCGCUCAAGACUGAUGAGGGUGACUACUCUGAAAAUUUCUUUUCUGGUUGCACUUAUCUGACGGUUUCUGGCCGGCUUCAUCUUGAGAGCUAUGCGUGUGCUCUUGGAAAUGUAUACUCAUUUGGACCUAGAUUUCGAGCACGAAAAUCAGAAUCCAAGAAGAUUGUGGCAGAGAUGUGGAUGGUUGAACUCGAAAUGGCUUUCUCACAAUUAGAGGAUGCUAUGAACUGUGCAGAUGACCUUUUGAAGUUUCUGUGCAAAUCAGUUUUAGAAGAUUGUUCGGAAGAUCUGCUAUUCGCCUCAAAACGAAUUGACAAAACCGUUGUGGAUCGCCUUCAAUCAAUGACAUCAAGUUCAUUCGAAAAAGUCUCCUAUGCAGAAGCAGUGGAUGUCUUAAAACAGGUUAAGGAUAAAAAAUUCGAAGCAAAACUCGAAUGGGGUGCGUCUCUGACUGAAGAACACGAAAGCUAUUUAGCUGAUGAGAUCUAUAAAAAGCCUGUGAUUGUCUACAAUUACCCAAAAGAAGUUAAGCCAUUCUAUGUGCGCCUGAAUGAAGAUGGGAAAACAGUUGCAGCAUUUGAUGUGAUUGCACCAAAGGCUGGAACCCUAAUCAGAGGUAGCCAAAAUGAGGAACGCUUCAAUGUGCUGAGCACAAGGAUCCAGAAGUUGAGAUUGCCUAAAGAACAGUAUGAAUGGUACUUAGAUCUUCGCAGGAACGGAACUGUCAAACACUCUGGUUUCAGUUUUGUACUUGAUGUUAUGGUUCUCUAUGCGACUGGUCUCACCGAUGUCAGAGAUGUUAUUCCUUUCCCCAGAAGUUGCAGCAAAGUGAACAAUUAAUCAAGUUUUCGGCAAAGAUUUCGCUUCAUGGUGAAAGAGAGCUGUGUCAAACUCCCUGUCUAGAGGAUGAAAAUACCAGUCUAUAACAUAUUUUAGUUGCAUACACAAGAAGCUUAUUUUGUGCCUUGAGAUGAUGUUUGUGGCACUGAAUGCAAAACUGACAUAUACUUUGUAUACACAACAUUCAACAAGUUCAAAUUAGAAUGAAAAUUUUUAGGAAAUUUGUGCAUCAUUUGAUAUGUAAAACUUAAGUUCUAUUAAGCAUAACCAUGACUGACUCGACUCUGUGAGCUCAA
Molecule: messenger RNA, 2508 nt
Organism: Cornus florida
Lineage: Eukaryota; Viridiplantae; Streptophyta; Magnoliopsida; Cornales; Cornaceae
Product: asparagine--tRNA ligase, cytoplasmic 2-like
Exons: 8
Coding region: 362-2212 (616 amino acids)
Biological process (GO): asparaginyl-tRNA aminoacylation
Cellular component (GO): mitochondrion
Molecular function (GO): ATP binding; asparagine-tRNA ligase activity
Source: RefSeq, a predicted model, not a curated record